Molecule: messenger RNA, 2607 nt
Organism: Penicillium angulare
Lineage: Eukaryota; Fungi; Ascomycota; Eurotiomycetes; Eurotiales; Aspergillaceae
Product: beta-glucosidase
Exons: 3
Coding region: 1-2607 (868 amino acids)
Biological process (GO): glucan catabolic process
Molecular function (GO): beta-glucosidase activity
Source: RefSeq, a predicted model, not a curated record
AUGGCUUCGUCUCUCUUACUGGGUGUCUACAUACUUGCUGAGAUUGGGACCAGUUGGGGCCAAGGUGUCUCGAAAGCUCUCGAUGAAGUGCCCUGGAAAACAAACAAUGAAAGGGUUAACAACCUUGUUCUCGCCUUGGCCCCCGAAGAAAAAGUAUCUUUGGUGCAUGAAACUAGCUGGAUGGGAAGCCAAGACUUUGCCGGGUAUAUCAACGCGGUUCCCAGAUUAGGGAUACCGGCUCUUCAGAUGACUGAUGGCGAAGCUGGUGUCAAUGGGGUCUUAAAUGCGACUGCUAUCCCCAGUCAGCUGAAUAUCGCAGCAUCAUUUUCUCGGGAGCUUGCUUACAUUGCCGCCGUCAUUGGUGGAAGCGAGGCGCGCCUAUUGAACGCCUCCGUGCUUCUAGCUCCUCGUGUGAAUAUUCUUCGCGACCCAUUCAAAGGCUCCUUCUGGCAAGGUUAUUCAGAAGACCCUUACCUAAAUGGACAGUUAGGUGCACAGGGAGUUCGAGGAAUUCAAGACCAAGGAACUCUGGCGAACUCAAAGCAAACAGGCCCAAGUAGCACUGGAGCUAGCUCCGGUGACACGAACUCCCAAGUUGAUCUCCAAGUUCUGCACGAGGUCUACUGGGCUCCUCACCAAGAGCUUAUCGACGCUGGUGUAGCAACCAUUAUGUGCUCUUACGCUCAAGUAAAUGGUAUCCCAGCCUGUCAGUAUGAUGAACUUCUCAACCUCACCCUUCGCGGAGAUUACAACUUCUCUGGUGCCGUGAUGAGUGACUGGACAGCAACACACUCUACUGCACCCUCUAUAAUUGCCGGACUGGACUGGGAGAUGGGCGCCAACACCUACUAUUCCCAGCCUCUAUACGACCAGAUCUAUGUUUACAGAAAUCUAUCCGAGACCUACCUUGACAGAGCUGUCCACCACAUUCUGUCGGUCUACGACCGCUUCGGUAUUUUAGAUGGCAACGGCGCCCAAGGAAACUCCACUGCAUUGAUGCUGACCUCGGAAAGCCUACCUAUUGAGGUCGUCAAGGCUGGACAAGAAGCCUCGUACGAUAUCGCCGUUAGAUCGGGUGUCCUUCUGAAGAACGACGGUACCCUGCCUCUCGAAGAGCGCUCCAGCAUCGCUAUACUUGGUGCGACGGGACUGCAAUUGACAAAUGGUGCCGGGUUCGCUGAAAGAGCCUUCGGCUUUCAGGAGCGGAAGGUUCCGCCAAUUGACGCACUAAAAAAAGCAUCCAAAGACCUUCGUAUAUCAUCAGCAGUUGGCGUCGACAUGCACGGCAUCCUUGUACCAAAUUCUGCUCUGAGAACCGUCAAUGGCAAGCCCGGGAUAGUUCGCAAUGAUUCAAUGGAACGGACCAAUGUCGAUGCUGUCAUCAACUUCCAGGGUGAGACCGCUCUUCCAGGGAAUACUAGCUUUACCUGGACAGGUGACCUCAUCGCGCCAACCAGUGGGUACUACCGCCUUGCUCUGCAGCGGCGAUUCCCCGGCCCAGGAGGACCGAUUAAUAGUUCUGAUUUUCGCAUCUUCUCCCACGACAGUUUCACUGUUGAUGAUGAUACAGUCGAUGGAUACCGUAUUUUCGGUGACGGAGGAACUCGUCCGUGGAGCUCGCCGCUGCCAACUACUGACUUCUGGGACGAAACGGGGACGGACGUUUACCUCGCAGCUGGUGCGCACAACUUGAGUAUCAGCGCACAGAGUUUGUUCGGCAACGCGCUUGAGAUAAGGUUUCACUGGGUCACGCCGGAGCAACGCGAGAAGAAUAUCCAGAAGGCUGUUCAGAUCGCAUCUUCAGUUGACGUACCAAUUGUUUUUGCACAUGCCGACAGCCCGGCUCAGGUUGGAAUGCAGCUGAUAGAAGGUUUUGACAAUCUCAUUGAACGUGUGGCUGCAGUGAACCCCAAAACGGUGGUUGUGUUGCACAACGCUGAUCCAGUCUUGAUGCCAUGGCUCAAAAAGGUCUCUGCCGUUCUGUGGAUGGGCCACCCUGGACAGGAAGGUGGAGCUGCCAUCGCCGACCUCCUUCUCGGCCGGCACAGCCCCCAAGGCAGGCUUCCCGUCACAUAUCCCCUCUCGGUAAAUAGCAGUAUGACGCGAAAUCCUGAAUACCCGAGCCGAGUCGAUGGAGCAAAUGGCACAGCUGUUUUCUCCGAGGGCAUCAAUACCUCUUACCGUUGGUAUUUGAGUACGAACACCCCCGUUCUCUUCCCCUUUGGCUUUGGACUGUCAUAUACAACUUUUGAUUACAGUGACUUCGAGAUCUUGCCGACAACAGAGUCUACCUUUGAUGUCUCCUUCACGUUGAGGAACACUGGAUCAGUAGCUGGAGGAGAUGUACCGCAGUUGUACAUUGGGCCACCUUCCAACGCAGCGCGGGCAUAUCCUGGAAUUCAGUUCGCUGUAUCGACCCUUGCCGGAUUUGAUUCCAUAGAGUUGCGUCCAGGUACUUUGAGGAGAGUCACCUUCCCCAUUUCCCAGAAGCAGUUGAGCUUUUGGAAUCAGACGGACAGAUCUUGGGUGCUGUCUGAAGGGAUACGGGAGGUGUGGAUUGGAACGGAUGCGCAAAAUCCGGUGUUAAAAGGAACCGUUGAGAUUUAG